Molecule: messenger RNA, 1633 nt
Organism: Aureobasidium pullulans EXF-150
Lineage: Eukaryota; Fungi; Ascomycota; Dothideomycetes; Dothideales; Saccotheciaceae
Exons: 3
Coding region: 207-1391 (394 amino acids)
Source: RefSeq, a predicted model, not a curated record
AGAUGACACUUCAUCUUUGACGGCAGUAAAAGUUCGGCAUCAACGUCUAUAUGUGAAGCACUUGCGCAAACUCAUCCAUGUCAACAUCUGGAACGGAAAGAUUGAGCCCCAACAUCGACCCUGACUGAACCGACCCAGCGCAAAUAUCGUUCACAUAGCAACUCACCAUCCCAAAUCCACAACAGCAUCGCCACACCUACACAACCAUGUCGACACACCACUCUUCCAGGAUCCAUACCAUGCCGUCACGUAACCACCACGACCCGGAUUCCGGACUCUCCUGGAACGAAACCAUCCUCUCUGGCCCCACCUCCCUGUCAAAACAAAUGAACGAUUUUAUGAACAAAUCCAUCGGUCUACCGCCUCUUCUGGAAAGCAAAAGUGAUGAGACUGGAGCUGGCAGUCUGGAGGAUAUGGCUGUGAGGUGUUUGUUGGGCAAUCUGGAUGCUUUGGUCAAGGAGAGUUUGGAGGGGGUGCCUGGGUUGGUUGCGAAGAGGAUUUGGGAGAUGAUUGUGAGGAACAACCUCCAAACCCUCCGUCUCUGGCAACUCUUCACCAUAAUUUGCUCGGAUGAUCCACCCUCUUCCACCCACACAACCAUCACACGCCACCAUAUCCCCCUAUCUCUGGUCAUCCCAGCGAUCGACUCCCUCUCCUUCGCCUACCUCACCUCCUUGACUCUUGUCGACCAAAUCGCCGACUCUACUGCCUCAUUACCGCUAUUGUCAACGCUUUCAAAUCUCAUAUCGUUGCAUAUCAUCGGCGCUUCCACAUCUUCUGCACAAACCUCCAUGAUCACGGACUCUACUUUGAGAUUAUGGAGUAAACGAGCGAUCCACCAAAAUGGGUUUCCGAGAUUGGAAAUGCUGUUUUUGAGAUUCCAAUUCGGUGUUACUGAAAUUGGGUUGGGUGAGCUUGCUGGAUUCAAGGAGUUAGAAAUGUGCGUUACCUCUCGAUGUGGUGUCAAAAUCAAAGAAGCGAAGAAGAUUGUCAAAGGGGUUGGAUGGAAGAUGACGAGUUCAGCAUUCUACUCCCACGCCGAUGUUAUUCUUCAAGAUCGCCCGCUGGGGAAAAAUUACAUUGAUGUAGUGACUGAAUAUCUCACCUCCACCAUUGCCACUCCUGCCUCUCCUUCAACUACCACAUACAACCCACCCCUCUCCCUCAUCCAACUAGGUCGUCAAUCCCCAACCUUUGAGACAAACAUCCUCCACUCCAUCAACGAAGUCGAAUGUUGGAUCCGCGAUGACGAGAAAACCAAGAAUAUCGAGCAGCAGAGGAAAAGAAUGGUCGCUGAGAGGGAAGGGGAUAAACAGGAAGCAGGGAAGAAAAGGAGGAGGAUCAAGGAAGCGAAGAGGAGGGAUUUACUAGGGUUAUUGGAGGGGAUGUGAGCGAAAAAAAAAGAAAAAAGAAGGUUGAGAAUGAGAAACGAUCACGAGAUAUGAUCAUGUGUUUGAAGGAGAGAGUGAUUGGUUCGAUAUGCCUUCCAUUCAGAAAUCCGUAUGGAUGCUCUAUGCUCGAAGAACAAACAAUGAGGAUUAGCUUUUUUGUUUUUUUCGUCUCUGUCGGGAGAGAUCGAACAUUUGCGCUUUCGUAGAUUAGUCAUGCCUGGAGAAUUACAAGAACAAGGGAC